GUAAAAAAGCCGCUUAUAUUUAAUCCACAAAUGGCAACUUUUAAGCCAAAGUUUCUGAAACCGGAAACUGACGAUGCGAUUGCCGAUGCCGGCGGCGGGCAGGAGCCGCAGGGCUCUGCCUUUGUCUUCAAUGCGAAUCACAAUCUUGGCCUAGUCGAGCAGCGCGAGCGCCUGCCCAUCCGCAAGUACCGCGACCAGAUUCUGUACUGCCUGGAGCACCAUCAGGUGGUCAUACUGGUGGGCGAGACGGGCAGCGGCAAGAGCACGCAGGUGCCGCAGUACUUGUACGACUGGGGCUGGCACAGCAAGGGCAUGAUUGGCAUCACCGAACCGCGCCGUGUGUCCACCGUGACGCUGGCCAACCGCGUGGCCCAGGAGCGCGGCGAGCUGGUGGGCGAUACGGUCGGAUAUGUGGUGCGCUUUCUGGAGCGCAUCUCCAGCGAGACGCACAUCAAGUUCAUGACGGAGGGCAUUCUAUUGCGCGAACUGCUAGCCGAUCCCCUGCUGACCCAAUACGGCGUCAUCAUUGUGGAUGAGGCGCAUGAACGCAACAUGCUCACUGACAUGGUGCUCGGGCUGCUGAAAAAGAUUCUGCGCAAGCGCAGCAAUCUGAAGUUAAUAAUCUCCUCGGCCACCAUCGAUGCGAACUUCUUCAGCGAGUUCUUCAGCUGGCCAGGUGCAGACUCCGAUCAUCCCAUCAGCGUCAAGCUGAGCAUAGAGGGACGCAUGCACGCGGUCAGCCACUUCUAUCUGAACGAGCCUUGCGCGGACUAUGUGCGCGAAACCGUGGAGACCGUUUGGAAGCUGCAUCAGAAGGAGUCGCUGGGCGAUAUCCUGGCCUUCUUAACCGGCCAGGAGGAGGUGCUGGAGGCGCUGGACCUGCUGCGCGAAUACAUAGCCGGCGCCGAGACGACCAAUCUCAAGGUGCUGCCCAUGUACGGCAGCAUGUCGAGCAGCGAUCAGCUGGCGGUGUUCUUUACGCCGCCGAAGGGGGUGCGCAAGGUGGUGCUGGCCACCAACAUAGCGGAGACCUCCAUCACGAUACCGGGCAUUGUGUACGUCAUCGACUGCGGCUACGUGAAGGUCAAGUGGUACAAUCCGGCGACCUGUAGCGACAGCCUCGUCGUUGUGCCCAUCAGUAAGGCCUCGGCCGUACAACGUGCUGGUCGCGCGGGUCGCGUGCGUCCCGGUAAAGUAUAUCGACUGUACACGAAGCAGGACUACGAUGCCUUGGCGCCACGUCAGCCGCCGGAGAUGCGCCGCAGCGAGAUGAGCGGCGCUGUGCUGCAGCUGAAGGCGCUGGGCAUUGGCAACAUUUUGCGUUUUGAUUUCCCCUCGCCGCCGCCGGCCAAAAAUCUGCUGUCCGCCCUGGAGACGCUUUACGCCCUGGAUGCCAUCGAUGAGCAGGGUCAGCUGACCAGGCCCGUGGGCUUUCUGCUGGCCGAAUUGCCCUUCAGCGCCAUGCUGUCCAAGAUGUUGUACGUUUCCGGGCAAAUGGGCUGCGCCGAGGAAAUCAUUACGAUUAUUGCCAUGCUCCAGGUGCAGUCGGUCUUUUCCCGCCCGGCGUCGGCGGCAGCUCAGCAAAGCGGACGCAUUGCACAUCGUCACUUCGAGGUGGCCGAAGGCGAUCUCAUCACGCUGUUGAACAUACACACCGCCUUUGUGGAGGAGGGCAUGACCAAGGAGUUCUGCGGCCAAUAUUAUCUCAUCUAUCGCAAUCUGAAGCGUGCCUGCGAGCUGCGCGAGCAACUCCUGACGCUAGCCCGCAAAAAGUACGGCAUAGCCAUCUUCUCGUGCAAGGGCGACGUGGAGAUGCUGUGCAAAUGCAUCACCGCUGGCUUCUUCACGCAGGUCGCCUACCUGCAUCACUCGGGCGUCUACAGGCAAAUCAGCAGCGGCACCGAGCUGGCCAUACAUCCCAACUCCACUCUCUACACGCUGCCCCAGGCGCAGUACGUCGUCUACUCCGAGCUGCUCCAAACGACAAAGCUCUUCAUGAACCACGUGACGGUCAUCAAGAAGGAAUGGCUCACGGAACUGGCGCCCCACUACUACCAGCAGACCACAGUCAGGGAUUAGCAGCGGCCGGCGGCGACGCGUCCGCGACCCUGGAACAUCAUCAUGGACUCGGGACCGCGAAUGACGCGCGAAAUCAGCUCCCAGCACAU
Messenger RNA from Drosophila novamexicana, 2168 nucleotides. RefSeq names its product probable ATP-dependent RNA helicase DHX35. Bases 31 to 2079 code for a protein of 682 amino acids. Lineage: Eukaryota; Metazoa; Arthropoda; Insecta; Diptera; Drosophilidae. The transcript is spliced from 2 exons. Gene Ontology annotation, cellular component: catalytic step 2 spliceosome; intracellular anatomical structure. Gene Ontology annotation, molecular function: ATP hydrolysis activity; RNA binding. The record is from RefSeq and is a predicted model, not a curated record.